CCAAUCCUGUUCCGUCGCUGCCAAGUUGAAGGUUCAAUAUAAGCAGCUGCUCAUUGAGCCCUGUUUUCAUACUACGUCUCUUCCAUUGGAACUGCAAAGGGAAGGAUACAACUGCUUGGGCUGUUCUGGUUCUGGACAAAGGAACAUUGUUUCACUCAGGGCUGGAAACAGGAGUACCCUUCAACGUUUGAAGUGCAUACCGUAGGUAGGUCAGUUUCUUUGUUACAAAGGCGUGCAUUGCCAACAGUGCUCUGAUUUGCAUGCUUUUCGUGUUCUGCCUCAUUGCAGCACAUCCCAAUAUUACAUAAAUAGGGUUACAUAAGCAUGUUAUAAAAUCAAACUGUUUGAAAGAGGCAAUCUGUAACACAUAAGUCCCAGAUUCAAGUGAGGACCCAUUGGUGUGCUGCUGAGAACAGAACAGACUUGGCAGGUGUCGAUACACUUGCAAUAUAAACAGAGAGGGGCGGAAAGGAAACAUUGUCCGAAGAUCCCCACUGCAUGGAAACUAAUCCAUACUGUUAGAAGACCAGAGGGAGUAGAAAGAAGAGUGGUAAAGAAAGGGGGAGGAGGGGGAGCAUGAGAAGGAAGAGGUUUGCUUUUCCAGCUGUGGAGAGAACGGGGGGUGGGGGGAAGAGAACGGGAGGUGGGGGGAAGAGAAUGGGGGGAAGCAGACCGGGGGGUGGGGGGGGAAGAGAACGGGGUGGGGGAAGAGAACGGGUGGGGGAAGAGAAUGGGGGGUGGGGGGACGAGAACCGGGGUGGGGGAAGAGAAGCAGGAGGUGGGGUGAAGAAACGGGUAGGUGGGGAGAGAUCGGGAGUGGAGGAAAAGAACGGAGUGGGGGGAUAGAACGGGGUGGGGGGAGACGGGGGGUGGCUUGGAAGAGAAUCGGGGGUGGGGAAGAGAAGGGGGGGGGUGGGGAACGGGAUAACGGGAGGGGGGGAAGAAGGGUGGUGGGGAAGGGGCGGGGGGAAGAGACGUAUGGGGGGAGAACGGGGGUUGGGGAAGAGAAGUGGGAAGAGAACGGGAGGUGAGAGAAGGGAGGGGGAGAGAAAGGGGGGGGGGGGAAGAAAACGGGGUGGGGGGAAGAGAACGGGGGUGGAGGACGAGAACGGUGGGUGGGGAAGAGAAGCGGGGGUGGCGGAGGGGGGGAGGGAGAACGGGAGUGGAGGAAGAGAACGGGAAGUGGAGGGAAGAGAACGGGGGGUGGGGGAAGAGAACAAGGGUGGGGAAGAGAACGGGGGGUGGGGGGAAGAGAACGGGGGUGGGGGGAAGAGAACGGAAGGUGGGGGGAAGAUAACGGGGGUGGGGGGGAAGAGAACGGGGGGUGGGGGGAAGAGAACGGGAGGUGGGGGGAAGAGAACGGGGGGUGCGGGGAAGAUAAUGGGGGUGGGGGGAAUGUGUCCCAAUCUGGAUGCCAGAUAUGCUACAGUACAGUCAUGGUCAAAAGUUUUGAGAAUGACACAAGUAUUGGUCUUCACAAAGUUCGCUGCUUCAGUGUUAUGAGAUAUUUUUGUCAGAUGUUUCUAUGGUAUACUGAAGUAUAAUUACAAGCAUUCCAUAAGUGUCAAAGGCUUUUAUUGACAAUUACAUUAAGUUUAUGCAAAGAGUCAAUAUUUGCAGUGUUGACCCUUCUUUUUCAAGACCUCUGCAAUCCGCCCUGGCAUGCUGUCAAUUAACUUCUGGGGCACAUCCUGACAGGUGGCAGCCUAUUCUUGCAUAAUCAAUGCUUGGAGUUUGUCAGAAUUUGUGGGGUUUUGUUUGUCCACCCGCCUCUUGAGGAUCGACCACAAGUUCUCAAUGGGAUUAAGGUCUGGGGAGUUUCCUGGCCAUGGACCCAAAAUGUUGAUGUUUUGUUCCCCGAGCCACUUAGUUAUCACUUUUGCCUUAUGGCAAGGUGCUCCAUCAUGCUGGAAAAGGCAUUGGUCGUCACCAAACUGUUCUUGGAUGGUUGGGAGAAGUUGCUCUCGGAGGAUGUGUUGGUACCAUUCUUUAUUCAUGGCUGUGUUCUUAGGCAUAAUUGUGAGUGAGCCCCACACAUGAAUGGUCUCAGGAUGCUUUACUGUUGGCAUGUCACAGGACUGAUGGUAGCACUCACCUUGUCUUCUCCGGACAAGGUGUUUUCCGGAUGCCCCAAACAAUCGGAAAGGGGAUUCAUCAGAGAAAAUGACUUUACCCCAGUCCGCAGCAGUCAAAUCCCUGUACCUUUUUCAGAAUAUCAGUCUGUCCCUGCUGUUUUUCCUGGAGAGAAGUGGCUUCUUUGCUGCCCUUCUUGACACCAGGCCAUCCUCCAAAAGUAUUCGCCUCACUGUGCGUGCAGAUGCACUCACACCUGCCUGCUGCUAUUACUGAGCAAGCUCUGCACUGGUGGUGCCCCGAUCCCGCAGCUGAAUCAACUUUAGGAGACGGUCCUGGCACUUGCUGGACUUUCUUGGGCCCCCUACGCCUUCUUCACAACAAUUGAACCUCUCUCCUUGAAGUUCUUGAUGAUCCGAUACAUGGUUGAUUUAGGUGCAAUCUUACUAGCAGCAAUAUCCUUGCCUGUGAAGCCCUUUUUGUGCAAAACAAUGAUGACGGCACGUGUUUCCUUGCAGGUAACCAUGGUUAACAGAGGAAGAACAAUGAUUUCAAGCACCACCUUCCUUUUAAAGCUUCCAGUCUGUUAUUCUAACUCAAUCAGCAUGACAGAGUGAUCUCCAGCCGUGUCCUUGUCAACACUCUCACCUGUGUUAACGAGAUAUUCACUGACAUGAUGGCAGCUGGUCCUUUUGUGGCAGUGCUGAAAUGCAGUGGAAAUGUUUUUUGGGGGAUUAAGUUCAUUUUCAUGGCAAAGAGGGACUUUGCAAUUAAUUGCAAUUCAACUGAUCACUCUUCAUGACAUUCUGGAGUAUAUGCAAAUUGCCAUCAUCAAAACUGAGGCAGCAGAUUUUGUGAAAAUUAGUAUUUGUGUCAUUUUCAAAACUUUUGACCACGACUGUAUGUAUGUUUCUCUUUUCAGCACUGGAGGAAAUGGAGGAUGCACGCUAUAAGAUCAGUGUAGGGUUUACUCAAGCGUUUUUAUUAGAUAAGCGUCAGACUCAAUAACUCAAGUGCAAGGGUCAUUUCAACAGGAAGAAUUGGGUUGUCGGUGACUAUAAGAGCACGUUCUCCAAUACUUCCUGACCGUCUUCUCUACUUGUUGUGUCUCCAUAGACAUGGCCAUGAGGUGCUGCUGUCUGCUGGUGCUGCUGGUUGCUCUGGGAGUAUGUGAAGCCUCUCGUAGCCAGGAGUGGGCUCACCACGGAGCCUCCAUGUUCGCCGACCUGACCCCCCGAGAGAUGCGCAACGUCCGGGACUACCUGCAAGGCAAGCCAGAGCUGGGUCUGACAGCGGCCCGGGGCAAGGACCUGAAGAAGAACAGCAUCCUGCUAAUGGAGCUCCACCUGCCUCGCAAGCACGAGGCCCUGAGGGCCCUGGACCGGGGCCAGGCCAAGCCCACACGCCAGGCCAGGGUGGUGGUGCAGUUUGGGAACCAGGCCCAGCCCAACAUCACUGAGUUCAUUGUGAGUCCACUGCCAUUCCCUACUUCGUACACAGGGAAGACUUUCAAGGGAGACCGGCCCAUUCGGUUUGAGUCGCGACCCAUCACAGUGGCGGAGUACUCGCACAUCAUAGACAUCUUGCAGAAGAUUACCGCCAAAGUCCACAAGGUCCUGUUUGAGACCACGGGCGGAUUUUCCUUCCACAACUGCACCGACCGCUGCCUGACGUUUUCGGACAUCGCGCCCCGUGGUUUGGAGUCGGGCGAGAGGAGGACCUGGAUCAUGCUGCAGAAGUUCGUGGAGGGCUACUUCAUCCACCCUGUGGGCUUUGAGGUCCUGGUGAACCAUAAAGAUCUGGACCCCGAGCGCUGGACGGUGGAGAAGGUGUGGUACAACGGCCAGUACUUUGACAACGUGGAGGAACUGGCGGAGCGAUAUGAGAAGGGAACGCUGGAGAAGGUCCAGCUUCCUGACCAUGACGAUGAAGACUUGUACUCCACUUACAUUCCCCGUGGGCACAGCAACACACGCACCAACAUUCACGGGCCCAAGCUGGUGGAGCCCCAAGGCCCUCGCUACCACGUGGAUGGGAACUUUGUGGAAUACGCCGGCUGGUCCUUUGCCUUCCGUGUCCGCUCGUCCGCCGGUCUCCAGAUCUUCGACCUGCGCUUCAAUGGAGAGCGCAUCGCCUACGAGGUCAGUCUCCAGGAGGCCAUCGCUUUCUAUUCGGGUGACACCCCCGCCGCCAUGCAGACCAAAUACAUUGACGCCGGCUGGGCCAUGGGCACCGUGGACUACGAGCUGGCGCCUGGCAUCGACUGCCCUGAAAUCGCAACCUUUCUAGACCUGCACCAUUACUACGACACGGACAAGCCCAUGCGCUACAAGAACGCCUUGUGUGUGUUUGAAAUGACCACGGGGAUGCCUCUGAGGAGGCACUUCAACAGUAACUUCCAGGGGGGUUACAACUUCUUCGGGGGUCUGGAGAACCACGUGCUGGUGCUUCGUACCACCUCCACCGUCUAUAACUACGAUUACAUCUGGGACUUCCUCUUCUACCAGAACGGAGUGAUGGAGUCCAGGGUUAGUGCCACCGGUUACAUCCAUGCCACCUUCUUUACGCCUAACGGACUGCACUACGGCUCUAAGGUGUAUAACUACGUAUUGGGAAACCUGCACACUCAUCUCAUCCACUACAAGGUUGACCUUGAUAUUGCCGGUGAGUUCUGUUUUAAUAAUCUGGUAGCGUGGUCACACUUCUAGGGAAGUAGAUUCUAAAAUGUAUUUUAGACCUUUGGUCAAACAUUGCAUUAUAACUGAUGCUCCUAGAUAGUUUAUGAGUGUUGCUCCCAGCCAAAUACAAUAACAUGAGAUUGUCAGCCAUUUUGAUGAAUCAUUGACAAGAAACACAAAAUAAGCUCUCAUUUCCGUGCCAUGGGCAAUACAAUUGAUAAAUCACACAUGAAAUGGUAUGCCUAGUCUGUGCAAUAUCUGCUGCAGAACUUGACAUUAGUGCUAAGGUCAACUGCAUUUCAAAUCAACAAAUGCCAAUAAAGGGAGGUUUUAAUUGAACUAACACUAAUUGAACUUCCAUUCUUCUUUGGACUUGCUGAAUUGAAAUUGAAUUAAUUGCAAACCUCAAGCCUUCUUGAUCCCAACCCUGCUUGACACCGUUAACAUACUGAACAAAAAUAUAAACGCAACAAGCAACAAUUUCAAAGAUUUUACUGAGUUACAGUUCAUAGAAGGAAAUCAGUCAAUUGAAAUAAAUUCAUUAGGCCCUAAUCUAUGGAUUUCACAUGACUGGGCAGGGGCGCAGCCAUGGGUGGGCCUGGGAGGGCAUAGGCCCACCCACUUGGGAGCCAGGCCCACCCACUGGGCAGCCAGGCCCAGCCAAUCAGAAUUAGUUUUUUCCCACAAAAAGGCUUUAUUACAGACAGAAAGAAAUACUCCUCAGCAGCACCCCCCUUCUUGAUAUGCCACACCUGUCAGGUGGAUGGAUUAUCUUGGCAAAGGAGAAAUGCUCACUAACAGGGAUGUAAACAAAUUUGUGCACACCAUUUGAGAGAAAUAAGCUCUUUGUGCGUAUGGAACAUUUCGGGGAUCUUUGAUUUCAGUUCAUGAAACAUGGGACCAACACUUUACAUUUUACGUUUAUAUUUUUGUUCAGUAUUUGAUUGCUUUUGUCAAAUGGUCCAGGUCGGGAGAACAGCUUUGAGUCGAUGGACCUGAAGUACGUGAACUUCACCAACCCGUGGAGCCAUAAACAUUCCGUCGUCCAAUCCAAGCUCAUCAAGACGCAACACCAAACAGAACGCAGCGCAGCCUUCCGAUUCGGCAAGAAGUUCCCUCGCUACGUGCACUUCUACAACCCCAAUGAGAAGAACAAGUGGGGUCACCAGAAGGGGUACCGCAUCCAGUACAACUCCCACGCCAACAGUGUGCUGCCCCGUGGCUGGAGAGAGGAGAACGGCAUCAGCUGGUCCAGGUAACAGCACACACAGCUAGUUUAAGGGAUAGUUCACCCUAAAAUUGAAUCAAAUGUUACUUUUGACACAUCAGAAGAGGUCUAAAGUCAACCUCAGUUAAUUCCACUCCAUCUCCCGCUGUAGACCGCAACCCAAAAUGAAUGGGAAAGAUUGGCACCAUCUAAUUAUAUGGUAGGGUAGUAGGGGUACUAUCCAUUAAACCCUAACAUAAAAUAAUGAAUAAAGCGUACAGGUACCAUGAACUACAUACAGUCAUUCCAUGAUAAUCCAGAGAAUAUGGGAAACUACCUACCUACCCACCCACCCACCCACCCACCUACCUACCUAUCUAUCUAUCUAUCUAUCUAUCUAUCUAUCUAUCUAUCUAUCUAUCUAUCUAUCUAUCUAUCUAUCUAUCUAUCUAUCUAUCUAUCUAUCUAUCUAUCUAUCUAUCUAUCUAUCUAUCUAUCUAUCUAUCUAUCUAUCUAUCUAUCUAUCUAUCUAUCUAUCUAAUCAUCUACUGUCAGAAAGUUCUGAUUCAGUCUAUCUAAGUGCAGUACAUAUGAUCUGUAUUAGUGAGAGUGAUAAUGGAUUACUUUUCCUCUGUAGAUACCCGUUGGCUGUGACCAGGCACAAGGACAGUGAGCCCACCAGCAGUAGUAUCUACACUCAGAACGACCCCUGGGAGCCUGUGGUCUCCUUUGAGGACUACAUCCGCAACAAUGAAAAUAUCACCAACCAGGUGAGACCUGCUGCUAUCAAUAACACAACUCAUUAUCAGACUCUUCUCAACCCUGGAUUACAUAACUGUGUAUAAUUCCUUACUUACACAGGUUACGGAAUUGUAUAACUCAAUAAUAAAUCCAAUCAAUCAAUUCAUCAAUCAACCUGACAAUGUCUCUUGUGUAGGACCUGGUUGCCUGGGUGACAGUGGGCUUCUUGCACGUGCCCCACUCGGAGGACAUCCCCAAUACGGCGACGCCCGGCAACGCUGUGGGCUUCUUCCUGCGCCCCUUCAACUUCUUCGAUGAGGACCCCUCUCUGUCAUCCCGUAGUACCGUCAUUGUCCGGCCAGAUAAAGAGGGCAAGCCCAAGGUCCAGAGAUGGACCCCAGAGGUCGUAGGUCACUGUGUGACUGACAAGCCUUUCUUCUACAACGGCACCUAUGCAGGAGUCUGAGGGACUGGUGUGAGUGACAGGAAAGACACAAAAUGGUGGUUCCAUCCUUGGGUCUGAGUGGUGCCAAAUUAAUGUGAGCUGACAUUUAAAUCUUGACUCCGACAUUUAACUUAAAAUUCAGUUCAAUGCAAAAGAAUGCAUUCGGACACAGGCAUUAACAAAAGUAACAUUAUGUUGAUAUCUUACCUGAACCUGUUGAAAUGUGAAAGAAUAAGAAUAUUUGGUAUUUUUUGUCGUAUUACGUUUUCUUUUGAGUACGCAAAUUGAUUGAAGCAACUUACCAUUCUUAUCCAUAGGCACAUUUCAAUAGAAAUCCUCUAUAAUCAUAACUCACAGACACGCGUUGCCAUGUGUAUACUCAUGUAUCCGACCUAGAUCUAGCAGAAUGAUGGUUUUCCUUUUUACUGUGGUUGUCAUGCUAACCUUAUUGUGUGUGAGGCCUGGGGGUCAAAGCACUCAGAAUCCCGUUGGGUGAGGGUCUCCAUGGACGGGGUUUAGUUGCUCUGAGCAUCCAGGAUGCAGGAUGCCGGGAUCAGCCACUGUCCGCUAGGCUCCUGGAUCCCAGCAGGCCUGCAUGGGGAAAACGACUGGGCCUAUGUUAGCUGAGCAAACAGGCAGAUCCUGAACUGCCCCAUAAACAGUCAAGGAUUCACCUGCACCAUUGUCCGGGGCAACCAACUGCCCCCAUGCAACAUGCAGAGAGCGAACCGAUAGAACAUUCUAGAAUGUUCUACAACUCAGUUUGCCCUCCAUAUGUUUUAUCUUUGGGACAGUUUUCCUUUCAGGUACUCCUGACUACUUUCAAUUAGAUACAAUAAAGACCUAACUGGAUUAAAUCAAAUGGUAUAACAUUUGGGUUGUAUCGCUUCUUUUCAAUUGGGUGUUUUUGAUCAGAUUGAUUGACUUGACUGUGUAUUCUCAAACUGUACUAGCGCACUGGAAUUUGGAAAUGACAUUAAAAGUGGGG
Coregonus sp. 'balchen' is the source of this 8132-nucleotide messenger RNA. The record is from the annotation of a GenBank genome assembly. NCBI's taxonomy places the organism in Eukaryota, Metazoa, Chordata, Actinopteri, Salmoniformes, Salmonidae.